Molecule: messenger RNA, 3490 nt
Organism: Ruditapes philippinarum (Manila clam)
Lineage: Eukaryota; Metazoa; Mollusca; Bivalvia; Venerida; Veneridae
Product: ubiquitin-conjugating enzyme E2 G1-like
Exons: 6
Coding region: 135-641 (168 amino acids)
Biological process (GO): proteasome-mediated ubiquitin-dependent protein catabolic process; protein polyubiquitination
Molecular function (GO): ubiquitin conjugating enzyme activity
Source: RefSeq, a predicted model, not a curated record
GUAUUUGGAAUCAAUCGGACAUAUACCUCAGCGGUAUUUCUCAUCUGCGCCUGCGUCGAGAAGUUUUUGUUCCUUUUUCUUUACUUGUUUCCUUCUAUUUUCGUGUGAAUACUGUACACUAAAAUACACUAACAAUGGCUCAAGAUCAAUCAGCUUUACUGCUGAGGAAACAGUUAGCUGACCUGAACAAAAAUCCUGUUGAAGGAUUUUCAGCUGGAUUGAAAGAUGACAAUGACCUGUAUAUUUGGGAGGUAGUGAUCAUUGGACCACAGGACACACUGUUUGAAGGUGGUAUGUUCAAAGCAGAACUGACAUUCACAAAAGACUAUCCCCAGAAGCCACCUAAGAUGAGAUUUAUUACCAAGAUGUUUCAUCCAAAUAUUGGCAAGGAUGGAAGUGUGUGUAUAUCUAUUCUUCACGAGCCUGGAGAUGAUAAAUAUGGUUAUGAGUCUGCCUCAGAGAGGUGGCUGCCUAUACACACUGUAGAAACAAUCAUUGUGAGUGUAAUCUCAAUGCUGGCUGAACCCAAUGAUGAAUCACCAGCUAAUGUUGAUGCUGCAAAAAUGUGGAGGGAGGAAAACAAAGAAUUCAGACGUGUUGUUUCAAGAUUAGUGAGAAAAAGUCAGGAAGAUGUUUCUUAAUACUUGUUAAAUUAGAUUUUAAAUAAAUUUUCCAUUUGAUAUGGGAGUUUGAAACAUGUCAUCAGGGAUUUAAAUGCAAUAUCUCCAAGAUUGUAAACCAUGCCUUCAAAAAGUACAGCCAAGGUUUUUUUCUAGGGAGUAAAUUAUAUAUACAUUUAUUGCAUUUCUGUAUAGCAAGUGUUAAGGCAUUGAUGAUGAUAUAAAUGCUGUUUAUUAUAUUAUAAGUAAAAUAUUGUUGAUCAUUUUGCAGGGAUUGUGUAGUAGAAAGAAUUAAAUUCUAUUAACAUAAUUAAGAUAUUUAUCUGUUGAUAAAGUAAUGAAUUUUUAUUCUCCAAAUUUUUGAAAUUGUCUCAACAAAGAAUUGUUAUCAAGGUUAAAUGAGAGAUUAAUCUACAGUAAUGGAUUUAUUGCGGCAAUUGACUAUACAGUAUUAUCUCUUCAGGGCAUCAUUUGGAGACAAAUGUUGUUGCUGAGGGUAAUGCUCUCGAUGAUUUUCCUGCUUAUAUAACAGACUGCGAUAAAAGGCCUCUUCCCAAUUAAAAUUUUCUUUAAAAUCUUUUGCAGUUUUCCCAAAAAUUUAAACUUAAACCUGCUUUUUUACUUCCCAAAUUAGCAAUUUUAGUGAUAAUUUUUCCCAAAUCAAGUGGCUUAGGCCUCUUCCCAGUUAAGAGAGAAAAAUCACUGGCUCUGGAAAGGGUUAACUUAUUAUAGAGUCUUCCUUUAGAAAGAGUUAUUGGUGUUGCUUUAAAGAGGUUGUUGCUGUACAGAGGUCAGCUUUGCAAAGGUUGCACUAUAUUUGGUUAAUGUUUUAUAAGUUGGUUUAACUGUAUCAUUUCAUGGGCAUGGAGUCAUUUACUCAACUAUAAAGCUGAAAAAUGACAUAUUUUGAUUUGAGCUACUUUGACCAUAUAACUUUUGUUCUUAUGAAAAAAAAACUUGAUUAAUAGUUAUGCCUUUUUUACGCUAAGAAAAUCUUAAUUUAGUUUUAUAUAUUAAAAGUAAUAUACUUGUUAAAGAGUGAUUGCCGUAAUUACUUCAUUACUGGAGAGGUAAUUCCAAAGGAUCGGAUGACUAUGUUGUUGAUAAGAAUCAUUAAAUUUGGUAUUUUCAUAAAUUUGGUAUUUUCAUGUACGUGGGCCAUUUUAAAAGUUUUAAUCUGAUUACCAUUUUAUACCUUGUAAUACAGUCACAAUAGUGUUACUUUGACAUGACAAGAUGUAGUCUAUAAUGUCUGUUUAUAUAAUGUAUGAUAUUUAACAAGUUAAGUAUUUUAAAGCAAUGCUGUUAUGCCUUCCUGUAUUGAAGUAUAAUGUAACAACAGUGUUGCAAAUAUUUAUUUGUGAUAAAACUUUUUUGAUGGCCCACAAAAUACAUCCCUACUUCUGUGUUUUCCACAUUUUUCAGGUAUAUUUGUUAAUUAUGCAUAUUGUGCUUUUAAUAGUUGUAAUUUUGUGCACCAAUGAAAUGUUCUUUAUUUUUGAUGAACUGUUGUAUGUUUGAAACAUAUUUUUGAAUUUUGAUGCUUGAAAUAGCUUACGCAUUAAAAAUGCUUCCCAAAGAUUAAAAAUAAAGGCUCCAUAUCACUUUACAAAGUUACAUGUUUGCUUGAUUAUGUUGAUACAGUUUUUUUUCUGCAAAAUGUCACCACUGUACUGUAAUGGUUGUAUAAAAAAAUUAUACCAGUCUAAAAUCUCUACAAUCUAAUUGUUUGCAAUUCUUAUCAGUUAUGAAAAUACUAACCAGUGAAGAGCUUCAAAUUUUGCAGUGUGUUUAAAUGCCUUUUUUCAGCAGCUAAAACAUGUAUAUUCAGAGUGUCAUUUACUUGUGUGAAUAAUAUUUUGUGGACUUCAUGCACAAUGAAUUAUAUCUUCUUGUAUAUUAUGUAUAAUAUUAUAAAGUUUGCAUUAAGCCGUUGAUUAGUUUUGACAUGUGAUUGUUACAUGUGAUCUUUAUUAAUAUUCUUUUCAUUGUCAUUGCUCUCCAAAGAUUUUAAAGGCACAAACUAUUGCCAAUUUGUCAACAUUUCCCUGUCUAAUACCGCCUCCGUGGUCGAGGGGUUAGAGUCGAUGACUUCUAAUCCAGUUACCUCUCUGGGCUGGGUUCGAUCCCCGGGAGAUGCUUUUGUAGUUUAGCACGGAGGAAGGUAGUCUAGUACUGGUGUAACUCUCCAGGAACGAUGGUUAGGAAACUACCCGCUUAUAUGACUGAAAUACUGUUGGGAAACGUAAAAUGAAACAAACAAACAAUCUUUCUUAGUAACACAGACUGGUGUCUUAAGGUAUUUGAUAUUUGUCUAUACUCUUGGGGUGAAUCAAGGUCACAGUGGCUAAAAAUAGAUUUUUACUACGUUUACUCAUCAAAAAGACUGUGCUUUAAACUAUGUUGGAGGUCAUGUCAGGAAUGCAGCCAUCAGUUAUACCUAUAUUCUUGUAUCCAUUGUAAUCUUACAUACAGUACAAGUUACUUCUUUUUGUCUCGGACUUUAUUAUGGCAAGAAUCUCAAAAACUUGAAAUAAAAAUUUUGCUAAGAAGGAAGGUUAAGUAUAAAUGCAUUGUACAAGUUAUAUUAAGGUUUGUUUGUCCUGUAUAAUGUACAAAUAUGUACUCAUUAUUAUUUGAAUUUACUGUAGACUACUGUUUUAAAGGCCAAAACAAAUAAGCUUUGCAAAUUUAAUAAGUCUCAACUUAACAGUGCUUUUUUGUUGAAAUGUUUAAUGUACUUUUGUGUAAGUUUUGAGAAAGAAAUACUCAUUUAUUGCUGACACAAAGAAACAUUUUUCACAUUCACUAAGUUUGACUAGGUUUGGACAAAAGUUAGCUUAUAGAUAUUAAUACCCAGUUGCCAUUGU